AUGGCUUUCUGGCUACAUUACAUCUUAGAGAGCAUAUCGCUCUGGGCGAUAUUCAAAUUGGGGCUUCUAGUAGCUCUAAGCUAUCUUGCUCCUCAUUCAAUAUAUGCCAUCUAUUUCCAUCCUUUAAGUCAAUAUCCGGGACCAAAGCUUGCCGCUAUAUCCCCAAUACCGCUCCUUGUGUGGGAGAUUCGUGGUAUAGUUCACUCAAAGGUCAAAGAUCUCCAUGACCAGUAUGGCGACGUGGUUCGCAUCGGCCCCAAUGCUCUAGUGUACCGGACCCCACAGGCAUGGAAAGAGAUAUACGGACAUAGGACGAGAAAAGGUCAAAGGACAUUUGCGAAGGAUCCUGCUCUCUAUGUCCCUACUCCUAACGGGGUGAAUGCAAUCAUUACAGCUCCGGAGUCUGAUCAUAUUCGCAUGCGACGGCUAGUCUCCCAUGCAUUCUCGGACAAAGCUUUGCGGGAUCAGGAGCCACUAUUACACACGUAUGCGGACUUGCUUGUCGAGAAGCUGCAGGCAUGUAUUGAAAGCUCGCGCUCGGGGGUCAUCGAUAUCACCAGAUGGUACAACUACACCACCUUCGAUCUCAUCGGCGACCUUGCCUUUGGAGAGCCAUUUGACUGUCUCAAGGAUAGCAAAUAUCACUGGUGGGUAUCCAUCAUGCUCGACGCCGUGAAGCUGAGCGUCUACCUCAAGAUCCUUUGGUUCUUUCCUUUCCUGGCUCCCCUGACGAAACUGUUGGUGCCGAGGUCCCUGCACCAGCGCCGAGAGGCAAGCUUCCAGUUGGUCGUAGACAAGGUCGAUCGUCGGCUGCAGCGCCAAACGGACCGUCCGGACUUCAUAUCCUACAUACUCAGGAACAAGGAUGACGAGAGCCGCAUGUCGCGCGAAGAGAUCGAUGCCAACGCUGCGACCUUUGUCCUGGCUGGUAGCGAAACCACGGCGGCGUUGCUUUCGGGUUGUACCUUCAAUCUCCUCAAAAACCGGCGUGUUUACGAGCGACUGGUGAGCGAGGUACGGGACAGGUUCCAAGACCCGGCGGAGAUCAGUCUCUCUUCCAUCGCUACGCUCCCUUACCUCAACGCCGUCCUCGAGGAGAGUCUACGGAUAUAUCCUCCUAUUCCCGCAAUGCUACCACGCCUUGUCCCCGAGGAAGGAGCAAUGAUCAACGGGGCCUACGUGCCCGCAGGUACCUCGGUCUCGAUAUCCCUCUGGUCUAUCUUCCAUUCGAGCACGAACUUCGCGGAGCCGGACGCUUUCGUCCCUGAGCGUUGGUUGAAGAACCAGGCAGACGAGAACGAGGCAGAUAAUCCAUUCGCAGGAGACAAGAAAGAAGCGCUCCAGCCGUUCUCGUACGGGCCUCGUAACUGUCUAGGUCAGCACCUCGCAAAUGCCGAGAUGCGUCUUAUUCUGACUAAGGUUCUGUGGCAUUUUGAUAUGGAUCUGUGUCCAGAAAGUGAGGAUUGGGCGGAGCAGGAGUCGUAUAACUUGUGGUGUCGGCCUGCACUAAACGUGAAACUUUCUGCUGCUGAUGGAGGGAACAGAGAGACUAUGAUGUGA
This is a messenger RNA of Aspergillus clavatus NRRL 1, 1560 nucleotides long. RefSeq names its product cytochrome P450. The transcript is spliced from 4 exons. The record is from RefSeq and is a predicted model, not a curated record. Gene Ontology annotation, molecular function: monooxygenase activity; oxidoreductase activity, acting on paired donors, with incorporation or reduction of molecular oxygen; heme binding. NCBI's taxonomy places the organism in Eukaryota, Fungi, Ascomycota, Eurotiomycetes, Eurotiales, Aspergillaceae. Bases 1 to 1560 code for a protein of 519 amino acids.